UGCGACCUGAAAUCGGUCGCUCGCUUCAAAAGAAUCGAAGCAAAGAUGGAUUCCUGAGAAAUUUUUAUAUAUACAGCAGUCGUGCGACUUUCGGUGUACGUCCCGUCGUGAAAUUCCGCCGCGUGCCGCCGCCCGGAGGACCAGCGUUCUUUUAUGAACAGCCGCACGUCGUGAACGAUGAUCGUGCAGGAGCCGGUGCAGGCAGCCAUAUGGCAUUGUUUGAAUCACUAUGCUUAUCCAGAUGCCAUAUUUCUGGCAGAGAGAUUGUGUGCAGAAGUGGACACGGAGGAAAGUUUGUUUCUUUUGGCGACAUGCUACUAUCGUUCUGGCCGGGUUAGACAGGCUUAUGCCUUAUUAUCUCAAAAGGCACCCAUCUCGGCGCAGUGUAGGUUUCUACUAGCCAGAUGUUGUUACGACUUGGAAAAGUACGCGGAAGCGGAAGCCGCGAUAAUCGGCGGGUACUACAAGCAGCUGAAGAACAUGGAGGAGAUAAUAACUCAGUUCGGGGAACAGGCGUGCUUUUCCCUGCAGAUUAUAGCGAAAAUUUAUUACAAAAUGAUGCGCACUGCGAGGGGCAAUGAGGCGCACAAAUUGGCGUUAAAGCUCAAUCCCUUUCUCUGGCACUCGUUCGAGGAGCUCUGCAACGUGGGCGAGAAGGUGGACCCCGCCAAGGUCUUUCAGCUAGAUAAACUAGAUUCCUUCGCCAUGUGCCACGGUACCGCGGCCACGUUUAACUACGUCGCUGAGCCGGAUCUUAUUGUACCUGGAAAUAACGCCAACAGUACACCCAUAUCGAAUGGCACUAACAUCACGCCUAUGCAUAUGUCGACGGCGGUACCGACGCUGAUAAGUGGCGGCCAAGCGCGAUUCCAUUCCACGUCAGGCUCCUCCGUCGAGGAGAGCCCGCAGAACGCACCGGUGUACUAUAGUUCCUCGAUAUCGCCGAAGCCCAAGCUCUCGCGUUACCGCAGCAUGUUCAACAAUCCCAUGAGCCCUCUCACGCCUAGCUUCGGUAUUUUGCCAUUGGAGACCAACACACCCGAGCCCACCGGUCCGCCCUCGCACGCGACUCUCACGGAAGCGAACGACCAGAAGAGCCUGGCGAAGCGCGUCAGCAGUUUGAGAGCUCAUGUAGGGCAAUUAAUGUCGAGGAAAGAGGCGCCGCUGCAGCAGGGCAAGUCAGUAUUUUCCCAGUCGGGUAACGCAAGUAACACUGCCAAUAUCGUGACAGUGACCACCGCCAAUCCGACCUCGCCUCCGUCGCCGACGUUCCAGGGCACGAACGUUCGACGCUCGUCGCGACUCUUUAGCCACAACUCAGUAAAAGAAAAUAAUAAAUCGCCCAAUAGGAACAAAUUCGCGACGCCGAAGUCUCCGUCUAGGAAAACGAAGGCGAGGCUCGCGAAAACGAACCUGAACAAGACCAACUUCAACGAGCUGAACGAGAGGAACAGAAGCGAGAAGGAGAAGAGCGAGACAAUCACGUCGGAGAAGGCCGUAGCUAACGCGAACGCGCUCAACACGCAGAACAGUAACAUCCACUCUGGGAUAGCGUUGCAGAAGCAGUCGGCAGAGGGACUGAUGUCUUUGUUACGCGACUUGGGAAUGGCGUAUCAACACUUGAGUCAAUUUAAAUGUACGCAGGCCAUUGAGAUACUCUGUACACUGCCAAUGCAGCAUUACAAUACCGGUUGGGUGCUCUCCAUGCUGGCACGCGCCUACUUUGAAAUGAUGGAUUAUAAAAAGGCUGUUAGUCUCUUUGCCGAGGUGCGGUUGCUGGAACCGCAGAGAACGGAACUGAUGGAGGUAUACAGUACCGCUCUCUGGCAUCUGCACGCGGAGGUGCAGUUGUCCACGCUUGCCCAGGACCUGGUCUCGCAGGAUCGUAACUCGGCGGCGGCGUGGUGCACGACGGGCAACCUGUUCUCGGCGCAGACCGAGCACGAGACGGCCAUUAAAUUCUUCCAAAGAGCCAUUCAGGUGGAUCCCAAUUUCCCGUACGCCUACACGUUACUGGGACACGAGUACGUCCUGAACGAGGAGCUGGACAAGGCUAUUACCGCCUUUCGCAAUGCAAUCAGACUCGAUCCGAGGCACUACAACGCGUGGUUUGGGCUGGGAACGAUAUUUUCGAAGCAGGAGCAGUACAGCCUAGCGGAGCUGCACUUUAAACGAGCCUUACAGAUAAACCCGCAGAACUCUUCGCUGAUGUGCCACAUAGGCGUCGUGCAGCACGCCCUGAAGAAGACCGACCAGGCGCUAAAGACGCUCAACACCGCGCUCACCAGCAAUCCGGAUAACACGCUGUGCAAGUUCCACCGCGCGAGCAUCAACUUUUCCAUCGGUCGAAAUACCGAAGCGCUCAGAGAGUUUGAGGAACUGAAGAAUAUUAUACCCAAAGAGUCUCUAGUCUAUUAUUCGAUAGGAAAGGUGCAUAAAAAAUUAGGUAAUACCCACCUCGCGUUAAUGUACUUUAGUUGGGCGACGGACCUAGAUCCAAAGGGCGUUAAUAGUCAAAUCAAGGAGGCUAUACUGAGUCCGAGUCAGGGAGACGACGACUCCCCACCGACGCAAUCAGACGAGCAGCAGGCACAGAACAACUCGAUGGAGCAGGACGCCGAGACGAGUAGGGAAGGCGGUGCUACGCCCAGGAACUCCUCCGUAGAGCGAGCGACUCCGCAACUCCACGCUGACGACAGCGACGACAGUUUAUGAGAGCAGAAUGCGAGGCUGCCGUGAAGCAGAAUGAAGCGACGUUGUAACGCGCCGCUAUCCGUCGCCGUUAUCGAUCAUCCGGUCGCUCUUCAUUCUCCGCCAACUCGCGGGCACUUGCAGGAUCGACUCAGUCACUGAUCAUUGAUUCGUUGAACCUCCCGGGGAGUCGCUGCGUUACCCUCCCUCCGGCGUCUCUCGCGAGCUUGCACGCACAAAUGCGGUGACGCGCUUGGAAGACUCGCGUUCUAUCGCGUUUGCCUCUGUAUAUUUUUUUUACCAUUCGGUCGGCUUUUGCAUUUUUUUUCCUCCGUUCUUUCGAUCAUACGUUUCUCGUGCCUCGUUCCGCGGAUCGAGUCCCUCGAGUGCGACGUGACAGCAUUGACGGAAGCUCGAGAGAUCGAUCAGGCUCGAGCUGAGCGAAGGAGAACGAAGGGACGGUUCCCGUUCGCGGGCGACGUAUCGGGGAUUUUUCGAUUGCGAUUGUGGGGACUGCAUCGACGUUGUCGCAAGGAAGGAAGGAACGUGUAACCGUAAGCAUGUCGUACGUAGUUAGGUAGCGUAAUUAAUUAAUCGUGCGAGUAAGAGAAGAAGACGAGGGCAGAGUCUUGUGUAAAUGUAAAUUAUUAUUAUUGUGUAUUUACAGCUAUUAUUACUGUAUUAGUGCUACAUUAUUAUUAUUAUUAUUAUUAUUAUUAUUUGUAUGAUUAUCUUUGUUGAUUAUGGAGAUAUCGUGGCCGCUCGGUGUAGGAGCGGUCACCGAACAAUCGUGCAAUUCUCAUGGCGAUCCUUCGAUCGGAAGAAAAGAAAGGAAUAUUCGAAUCGCAGAUUUGCGAUCCCAGAUGAUCCAGUAACCGUGCGACUAAAAAUUCGGCUUCGAUCUCGAUUCGAUAUCCGGAGUUAGCGUAACCCGCCUCGCAAAUGUCUAUAUAUACACACACACACACACACAUACACCGACACAGAGAUAUACGCGUACACUGAAUGAAUAUAUAAACACAAAAACGUUGGUCGGAUUCUUUAUUCUUACUGCUAAAUGGAAAUCUGCGACGUCGGUCUUCGUAUCUAUAUUAAGUGUACAAUUGCAACUUGUGUCAUUAUCAGUCUCACGGGGAUUUCCCUGGAGCCGAUACGUCUUGUAUUCCCGAAAGAAAGAAGCGUACGCAAACGAGUACAGCCGUCUGCUACCUGCUCUGUAAUCUCCAGCGAUUUGAAUUACAUUAUCGUAUUAUCGCGCGUAACGUUUUAUAUUGUACACAUAAUUUAACGAGAGACGUCUCACAGAUGGAAAAAGAAAAAUAGACGAACUGCCGACUGAGAAAUGCAUCCCUGUGUGCCGCAAGACGCGCGUAUCCCUCUUACUUUCUCUAUUCCUUCGUAUCUUUCGUGUCUUUCAUUCCGAUUAAUUAAUUUAUUUAUUAACUUUCUUAGGGUCACUUCGACCAAAGUCCAGUUAAUUUAAUCUUCGAUUAACGUGAGUUAAUCUCUUCGUCUGUUUCUAAGGCAGGUAGUUAGAAAAGGACGAAGAGUGAGUUAAUCGAAGAUUAAAUUAACUGGACUUUGGUCGAAGUGGCCCUUAGUCUCUCUUUCUCUCUCUCUGCAUUUCUGUAUUCUUUUUUAUUUCAUGAUAGUUUCCUCUCUCUCUCUAGUAUUUAACACUAUUAAAAUUAAAUCUGUCUCGUUAAAUCAUUCUACCUGAAAAUAAAAGGAAGCCAAAUUA
Molecule: messenger RNA, 4432 nt
Organism: Ooceraea biroi (clonal raider ant)
Lineage: Eukaryota; Metazoa; Arthropoda; Insecta; Hymenoptera; Formicidae
Gene: Cdc27
Product: cell division cycle protein 27
Biological process (GO): metaphase/anaphase transition of mitotic cell cycle; cell division; anaphase-promoting complex-dependent catabolic process
Cellular component (GO): cytoplasm; anaphase-promoting complex
Molecular function (GO): protein binding
Source: RefSeq, a predicted model, not a curated record